Messenger RNA from Gopherus flavomarginatus (Mexican gopher tortoise), 5323 nucleotides. RefSeq names its product GEM interacting protein (gene GMIP). Lineage: Eukaryota; Metazoa; Chordata; Testudines; Testudinidae. Gene Ontology annotation, molecular function: GTPase activator activity. Bases 190 to 3054 code for a protein of 954 amino acids. Gene Ontology annotation, cellular component: plasma membrane. Gene Ontology annotation, biological process: negative regulation of GTPase activity; signal transduction; activation of GTPase activity. The record is from RefSeq and is a predicted model, not a curated record. The transcript has 21 exons.
UAGACCAGGGCUUCUCUGUCAAUUCUCUUAGCAUGCGACUCAUAUGGACUCUCUGGAUAACCUGAUAACAUCAGAAUUGGUCAAGGAUUUGUGUUUUAUUCAGCUUGGCUGCGAUUCAGAGCUGGGUAAAUUGGGACCCUGCUGCUUUCAGACCAAAACACAGAAGACCAAAACACAGAAGACCCAGUCAUGGGAGACCCUGAACCAAGUGGUCUCAACCAUCAAGUGAGAGGGACUGAAAACAAAAAGCGUUACAGUGAGAUUUUCCGGAGUCUGGAUGCCUUAGAAAUCUCGCUUGGAAAUGCGACAGUUGACAUGUUCAUUGAUGACACAGACAGCACAGACCUGACCCCAGAAAGUGAGAUGCUCCCGGUGGAUGAAAGUUUCUACAAGAGCAAAAGCAAUUUGGAGGGGCAGGUGCAGACAAACAUCACAGUUGAAGAGGCUGAUGAGAUGCUGAUAAAAUGCGAAGGUGGUGUUGAUGCAGCCCUUGAAUAUGCCAAAACGUGGUGUAAAUAUGUCAAAGAACUGCUGAGCUGGAUUGAUAAACGCCUGAAUUAUGAAAUAGAGUUUGCCAAAAGCAUUGUGAAGAUAGCAGAAUCAGGUCAAUCUACCAUUAAACAACAGGUCUGCAUGCCACUCCAGCUGCUCUAUACCAUGGUCCUGGAACAUGACAUCAGGAUUGGGAGUUUAGCCAUUGAGACUGCAGGGGCUUUGCAGCUGAGAGAAUACUGCCAGCCUCUCACAGCCAAGAGAAAUGAAAUUGAGAAGUGGCGGAAAGAAUUCAAAGAUCAGUGGCUAAAGGAACAGAAAAGAAUGAAUGAUUCACUGGCAUCCUUGCGCAAGUCCCGCCUUCACUACAUACAGCGCUGCGAGGAGUUGGAGAAAGCCAAGCUGCUGAGUGCCAAGGCAGAAGAUGAGUACCAGAGCAUAGCAGCAACCCACCCUGGCAGCGCCAACAAGCAGCUGGAGAAACGGCGCCGCUCUCGUGAGGAGGCACAAGUGAAGGUCCAGGAAACAGAAGCUUCUUACAAGAUGUGCAUCAGUGAUGCCAACUCUCGUCGGCAGGAGCUGGAAAAGGUGCGGGAGAGAAUUGUCUCCCAUAUCCGGAAACUCAUUUACCAAGGAGAUGAGGUGCUGACACGGGUCACCUUGAGGAUGUUCAAGUUGCAGCAGACUCAGGCAGAGAAGAUUCCAGUGGGGUACGAGAACAUGACUGAGUACUGCAAGCCCUACAGAAUGGGUGAGAAAUAUCUGGAAUUCAUUCAGAAGCUGCAGAAGAAAGAGGUCCCCAUGGAGGUGUUUGAAUUUGAAGCAUUUAUUCCUGCAGGGCAGAGGUCUCCUCCUAGUGGCAGAAAAAAGAAUGCAGUGCAAUACUCCUGCAUCUCAUCCUCUGCAGUUGAUCUGAGCACUUCUGCAGAAGAUGCAUCAGGAAAGCAGUUUUCCACAAACAGUGAACAAAGUGCAAACAAAUCCUUCUACAGUGACACAGAAAGCCUGGGUGGGAGCUGCGAAUCCCGGUCCCUGGACUCUCCCGCCUCUAGCCCAGGGCACCAAAGUAGGAAGUUGCUAAAAGCUUCAUCCACAGGCGCCAUGUCCUCCUCGGAUGAUUUUGAAGAGAGAGAUUCAUGUCAAACAUAUGACAGUGAAAAUGGAUCAUCCCAGUGUCAGUUUAAGAACAUCUGUCUGUCAAGUGCAGCACAGACCCACCGGCUGCGGAAAUUGCGGGGUCCAUCCAAGUGCAGGGAGUGUGAAACCUUUAUGGUCAGUGGCACGGAGUGUGAAGAGUGCUACCUGACCUGCCACAGAAAGUGCCUGGAGAACCUCCUCAUCACCUGUGGCCACAAGAAGCUGCCCAGCCGAGUGCCCCUCUUUGGCAUCGACUUCACACAGGUCCCUCGGGAUUUCCCGGAAGAGGUUCCGUUCAUAGUUGUGAAAUGCACCUCAGAAAUCGAGGCACGUGCCCUCGGAGUGCAGGGGAUCUAUCGCAUAAGUGGAGCCAAGGCCCGGGUGGAGAAGCUCUGCCAGGCAUUUGAAAACGGGAGGGAGCUUGUGGAGCUCUCAGAACAUUCUCCCCAUGACAUCACUGGCGUCCUGAAGCAUUUCCUGAAGGAGCUGUCAGGGCCAGUGCUCCUGUAUGAACUCUAUGAUGAAUUCAUCGCACUUGCCAAGGACCUGCAGAGACCUGGGGAAGGGAAGAGAGACAGCUCAGGGUUCUCAGCAGAUCCCAUUCAAAGCAUGAAGGACCUGCUGAGCAAACUGCCUGGGACUAACUACAACACCCUGCGACACCUCAUUGCACAUCUGUACAGGGUGGCUCAGAGAUACGAAGAGAACAAGAUGUCUCCCAACAACCUGGGGAUAAUCUUUGGGCCGACGCUGAUCCGACCCGGUUCAGGGUGCGAUGUCUCCAUGUCGUGCCUCGUAGACUCUGGGUAUCAGGCCCAGAUUGUGGAGUUUCUCAUUCUGAGCUAUGAGAGGAUCUUUGGGAUGGAUGACUUGCCUCCGUCUUUGUAUGAAAACACUUUGCAGGAAGCCUUGGCAGAGAAGGACAAAGAGGAGAAACAGAGCACUGAGAAAGCCCAGGAUGUGACCACAGAGAGUUUCUCCUUCAAGCAUGAUUCAAAUGAGGGCUACGUGUCCGAUAAGUCAUCUUCCAGUGAAGCCAUCAAUGAGCUGACAAUGGAGGGAACCCACAGUCUCCUGAGCACAGAUCCCCUAGAUUUGAAUAGAAAUGACGGCUCUGAGCUGGAGGAUCCUGAGGAAUCAGUGCACGAAAAGCCAGAUCCAGAUUCUGAUUCAGUUCUAGGCACGCAACCCAGGGGGUACUUCAGCCGGCAGCCUGUGAAGUAUCCUCGAGCGGCACAGGCCAAAAUGAGGCCAAUCAUUCAUAAAUCUUCCAGCUUGUCCUUGAUGGCUGCUGCUCUGUCAAGCCCUCUGAUGGAGGUUGAUGCAGAAGGCAAUCCUGCAGACUGCAGCCCUUUGACGAAGGAAGUCUUGGAGAAGAAAGGCAGCAGCAGGAGUAGCUCACCAGAGACCAGCACACUGCAGUGACGUUCUGGAGGAAAACAGCAACUCAGACAUUUUGAGAUCACCCAGGAAACUGCCAGGAUCGUCUCCAAGUUUCAAACUAACAGUACUUCCACAGGGUCCCCUCAAGUUUCUCUGGAAAGGACAAGCACAGACUGCACUGAACCUGAACCAAACUCUGACCUGGGGACACCAUCCCAGGAAAACCUUUGUGAACAAUGAGGAGUGCACUGCUGGAAGUGAGACAGGUCUGCACUGCCGCCAAGUGCUGCCUGCUGAAUGGUGGGGACUAGGGUGACCAGAUGUCCCGAUUUUAUAGGGACAGACCUGAUUUUUGGGUCUUUUUCUUAUAUAGGCUCCUAUCACCCCCCACUCCACCCCUUGUCCUGAUUUUUCACACUUGCUUUCUGGUCACCCUAGAAGGGGAUGAGAUGAGGACCCAAUUCCAGCAUCUCUGUUAGAGAUGGAGCUUGCAGGAAAGACCUCUGCUAUGAAUUAUCAGUAGGCUGUGGGUCAGCCCAGAAUUUGCUUUUUUUACUGUUUAGCAGACUCCAAAAAAACAUUCAGAAAUAAGUCCAGAAGCUCUGUUCAUGGAAAGCAAACAUCUGUGACUGGUGCCAGGAGUUUUUCUGCAAGGGAUGGGUUGUGUGUGAUACAUAGCUUAGCCCAGUGUGAAGCAGUACAGAGAGAGCACCGAUUACUUGGCUGUGGACACCUAGGCAAAGAGGAAAUGACUGUAAAGAUCAGGCCAUUGGAGGAAACACUCACAAAUGGUCACUUUCUUGAAGCUACAGACCUCCAUUGAUUUGUUUAGUUCACAACAUCCCUCAUUUUUUCAGCACAAAUCCAGUGAAGCAGUGUGUGUUGACAUGGUUUGGGGCUUCCACUGCUGCAAUUUCUUUUUUCUAUAAACAGAUAAAAUCAUGUGUCUUUUAGGAAGGAGAAGAGAUUGUGCCAUCCAGUGAGCAGCCUCAGUAUGUUACUUUAUCUCAAUUCCAUCUCUCUGCUUUUCCAACAGACCCCUCACUCUCUAGCAUCUCUGACUGUUGUGUCACAAACAUAAUCCCUUGAACCCAUUAUAGAAGCGCACAUUUUCACUAAUCCAAAGCAAGACUAGUCUGUAUUUUGGUGGGUCUCAACAUCUUCCAUUUCAGGAUCACAAUAAGAGACCCCCACAUGCACAGUGAUCAUUCACCAGGGAGCCCUAUUCUGAUGGUGUCAGAACCAAACUAAGCCCAUGUGACUUUUGUCUGAGUAAAGAUCUCAAGAUUAGGACCCAGAUGAAUACAUGGGUUUUAUGUAAUGAGCUAACACUGACACAUGUGAAAUAAAAUGAUGAGUAGCUACUUGGGGUGAUUUAUAGUAAUAGAGUGCAUACUGUGAUCCACUGAUAUGGAUUUUCUUGGUUUCUGGUUAUGUACCGGGUAAAAUUCAUCCCUGUUCAAAGGGCAGUGCAAGGACUAGCCGCCCAUUUAAGCUACUUUUGCAUAGGGGUGAAUUUCUCCAGUAGUGAGCAGCUGUUGAGCUACUCAUGUCUGAACUAGGAAGCCAUAGGCCAGGGGUGGCCAACCUCUGGCUCCGGAGCCACAUGUGACUCUUCAGAAGUUAAUAUGCAGCUGCUUGUAUAGGCACCAACUCCGGGGCUGGAGCUACAGGCACCAACUUUCCAAUGUGCCGGGGGUGCUCAUUGCUCAACCCCUGGCUCUGCCACAGACAUUGCCCCCACUCCACUCCUUCCCGCCCCCUCCUCUGAGCCUGCCGUGCCCUUGCUCCUCCCCCUCUCCUCCCCAGAGCCUCCUGCACCCCAUGAAACAGCUGAUUGGGAGGGAGGGGGAGGGGGAGGUGCUGAUUGUCGGGGCCGCCGAUGGUUAGGAGGUGCUGGGAGCUGCAGGGGGAGUGAGGGGAGCUGAUGUGGGGCUGCUGAUGUAUUACUGUGGCUCUUUGGUAAUGUACAUCGGUAAAUUCUCAGGUUCAGGUUGGCCACCUCUGCGUUAGGCAAAUGGUUAAUGCUAAUAUUACAUCUCUCAGCAUCUCUCUCUUUCUUCUGAUAAAGUUGGCCACCUUCUUUUUUCUCUUGCCUUAUCCCUGAUCUUUUUGUUUGUUCCUGUUUCUUAACAAGAUCCUAAAAGAAACGCUAAGGAUUUACUCACAGCAGUUGUAGAGCUUUGGCCAGAAAAUGGGGAAAAUCACCCACUCACUCCACAUCGUGCCUCAAGAGAUGUGUAUUUAAUGUUAAUAUGUUGCUUUGUAUUCUUGAGUAUUAAAUUAUCUUUUAAUAAAAUUCAUUUCCAUA